This is a messenger RNA of Hansenula anomala, 1191 nucleotides long. It is a transcript of the gene MVD1, whose product is annotated as diphosphomevalonate decarboxylase MVD1. Lineage: Eukaryota; Fungi; Ascomycota; Saccharomycetes; Phaffomycetales; Wickerhamomycetaceae. Gene Ontology annotation, molecular function: diphosphomevalonate decarboxylase activity; ATP binding. Gene Ontology annotation, biological process: isopentenyl diphosphate biosynthetic process, mevalonate pathway; isoprenoid biosynthetic process. The transcript is spliced from 2 exons. The record is from RefSeq and is a predicted model, not a curated record. Gene Ontology annotation, cellular component: cytosol. The coding region runs from base 1 to 1191 and encodes 396 amino acids.
AUGGUGGUUUACACGGCUUCUACUACAGCUCCAGUUAACAUUGCAACCCUAAAAUACUGGGGGAAAAGAGACAAGGAUUUGAACUUGCCUACAAAUUCUUCAAUAUCUGUCACUUUAUCUCAAGAUGAUUUACGUACUUUAACCUCUGUUGCCACUUCUGAAGAGUUCAAACAAGAUAAACUAUGGCUAAAUGGUAAAGAAGAAUCUUUAAACUCUGAAAGAACUCAAAAUUGUUUAAAAGAUUUAAGAAGUUUACGUCAAGAAUUGGAACAAUCAGAUUCAUCCUUACCUAAAAUAUCUAGUUGGGGGUUACAUAUCGUGUCUGAAAAUAAUUUCCCAACUGCUGCUGGGUUAGCUUCUUCAGCUGCUGGAUUUUCAGCUUUAGUUGUUGCAAUUGCUAAAUUAUAUAAAUUACCACAAUCAACUUCAGAAAUUUCCAAAAUUGCAAGAAAAGGUUCAGGUUCUGCAUGUAGAUCAUUGUUUGGUGGAUAUGUUGCUUGGGAAAUGGGUGAUGCACAAGACGGUUCAGACUCAAAAGCUGUUGAAGUUGCUCCUUUAUCCCAUUGGUCAAAUUUAAAAGCUGCAAUCUUGGUUGUUAGUGCUGAUAAAAAAGAUACUCCAUCAACAAGUGGUAUGCAAACAACUGUUAAAACUUCAGAUUUGUUUCAAUGGAGAAUCAAAGAAGUUGUUCCAAAAAGAUUUGAAGAAAUGAAAAAAUCAAUAAUUGACAAGAAUUUCCCAGUUUUCGCAGAAUUAACAAUGAAGGAUUCAAAUUCUUUCCAUUCAACUUGUCUAGAUUCUUAUCCUCCAAUUUUUUAUCUAAAUGAUACAUCUAAAAAAAUCAUUAAAUUAGUUCAUUCAAUUAAUGAAUUUUAUGGUGAAACUAUUGCAGCUUAUACUUUUGAUGCAGGUCCAAAUGCUGUUAUUUAUUAUGAAGAUUUCAAUGAAUCUAAGAUCCUAAGUUUCUUGUAUCAAUUAUUUGAUAAAGUUGAAGGUUGGUCUAAAAAAUUUUCUCAAGAUGAAUUGAAUAAAUUUUCAUCUGAAUUCAAUUCAAAUAGUUCCAAGAUUCAAUUUCAAUUAGAUGAUGAAUUAUAUAAAGGUGUUUCAAGAAUCAUUUUAACUAAAGUUGGUGAUGGUCCUCAAGAUACCAAUGAAUCAUUAGUUGGUGCUGAUGGGUUUCCAAAAGCCUAA